This is a messenger RNA of Porites lobata, 6027 nucleotides long. The record is from the annotation of a GenBank genome assembly. Lineage: Eukaryota; Metazoa; Cnidaria; Anthozoa; Scleractinia; Poritidae.
AUGCAUCGGAAGACAGAUCAACCGCAACAAAUGGUAAUAACAAUGGUUUUACGUAAAAAUUAAUUGAUAGAUGUAUAAACUCUUCCUUUUAUAUCUAUUGUAUCUACUUCGCAUGUGCGAGCAAUCUCUUUCUUAAAGCCCCCUUUAACUUUGUUCAGUGGACAACGGACAGGGAAACGUGUCUGCGGGCACGAGAUUGAUGAUGAUUAAUUCAUGGGCUAUAACUUUUUUUAGGUAGAUGUUAAUUAUUAGCAGUGUAAGGGUCUUUUUAGCUGAAUAAAGAUAACGUAGCAAUUUCUUUAGUCAAGAAGCAUUGACUGGCCUCAGUUGUUCAAACAUCAGCCGGACAGGGCUAUACACCACCGGAUAAAUCACUAUCCUGCGAAUAAGUAUUAAGUCAUCCAUUGGAUAGAGAUUUAUCCAGUGCAUAGCGUUUACUAAUCCUUUAACAAAUAGGGCCUGAUGAUUAAAAGGUAUUACAAAUUAUCGGAGAGGUUAGGUUGCGUCUUGGAGUAAUAGAAAUCAAUACUGAUAGCAAAAUAGUCAAUUCAAUGGUAAAUGGUUUUAAAGAGUCGGUAGCUCGAAACAGUCCCACUAGCCAGGAUUCUUGGAGAGGGAGGGGGGCACUCCCCAUAAUGGCUUAUACGGGAUCAAAGAUUAGGGAAUUCAUGUGUUGAAGGGUAUGAAAGGGUAGGGGAAAUUAACAAGUAACAAUUAUUUAAAGAGAGAAUGAAAUUGAAUUUUUCAAAAAGAUGAGCCUUCUGGCUAAAUAAUUCAAUUUAUUAAACGUUACACGAGAAUGAAAAAACGACUUGCCUUUUUAGUGAUUUAUUCAGACUUGUUAAGUAGGUAUGUGAAAAAGGGUACCUUCUUGCAAUGAAAGGUAUUUCUGUCAAAACGGCAUAUCUAAAGGGUAAGGGGCUGAACCUCGGAGGGGAGCCUCCCCGUAUAAGACUUUGGUGAGAAACCCCCUGCCUCCUGCUGGCCAUGAUUAGCGGUCACGACCGGGAAUCGAACCCAAAACCUCAGGUCUUGCAUAGGUCAAUCCUUGCUCUUAAAGAAAAAUGUAGCUUACUAAAUAGGGAAUACAUGUGAAAAGGGGUACUAUUUUGCAAUGGAAGUUGGAAAACUCUUUUCUGUCAAAAAUGGUAUAUAAAAGGGACGGAGCUUCCCCGUAUAAAAAUUAGUUGAGAAGCCCUCCCACCCCCCCAUCCCACCAGGAUAAGAGGUAACAUCCGGAAAUCGAACACGAGACCUCUUGAAAAACACCUUACAAGGCUAUUGACUUUUAAUUUCACAGGUUCCUACCCUAGCACCUGAAGAUGUGAUGGCUGAAAAAUUGGCAGCUGAAGUAAUAAGCAGCAGUUUAAGAGAGGUUGCUGAAAUCGUUUUAAAAGAAGAGGUUGUCCCUGUUGUCGCACAUGAGGUCGGUGAAGCGAGAGAGAAAAACAGCGCUGUAAAAUUGAUACCUGACUUUGCGAUCGAGUUAGAAAGUGUACGUAGGGCGACCGAGGUACUCAUACGGGAAGAACUUCUAAAUGUGAUCGCUGAAGACUUGGCAGCGAAAGUAAUUACAAGCAGUUUAAGAGAAUUGGAAAGCGUCUCUUUGGUUGAAGACAUUGCAUCUGAGGCAGAGAAAAUAAUCCCAGAGGCCACCUGCGAAUCGACUGAUAGUGUGAUCGAGCCUGAAUCUGAAGAUCCCGAGUUGCAUAGAAGCGUCAAAGAAACCUUGAGUGACGUCACUAGGCCUAGUGACGAUGACAAGCUCAGCAACAAAGCCCAUGAGUGCUUUUUAGAAUGGGAAACCGUCAGUGCAGUUCAACCAGAAAUUGCCUUGGAGUUUGAAAAUGUAACUGCAGUCACUGAGAUAUGUUUACAAGAAGAGAUUGUCUCUGUUGUCGCACACGAGGUCGGUGAAGCGAAAAAGAAAAACAGCGCUGUAAAAUUGGUACCCGACUUUGCAAUCGAGUUAGAAAGUUUACGUGGGGUGACUGAGGUACUCGGACAAGAAGAACUUAUAAAUGUGAUCGCUAAAGACUUGGCGGCAGACGUAAUUACCAGCAGUUUAAGAGAAUUGGAAAGCGUCAAUUUGGUUGAAGAAAUUGCAUCUGAGGCAGAGGCAAUCCAGGCCGUUGUAUGCGAAUUGACUGAUAGUGUGAUCGAGCUUGAGUCUGAGGAUCCAGUGAUGGAUGAAGUCAGUGAAACUUCGGUUGACCUUCUUGUUGACAAACUCAGCGGUGCAGUGGAAGGGAGUGAGUGCAUGUUAAAAUGGGAAACUGUCGGUGUAAUUGAGCCAGAAAUUGAGGUCGAGUUUGAGGGCGUAGCUGCUGUUACUGACAUUCCCGUACAAGAAGAAAUCAUCUCUGGUGUCGUCCAUAACUUGAGCGCAGAAGUGAAACCUGACCUUUCUUUCGAGCCACAAAGUGUUACAGCCGAAAUUGAUAUUCCUCUCGAGGUGGGAAAUUCCACAAGUACUCGCGGGUCAGUUUCAACGAAAAAAGAGAGUGCGUUUUUCCCAGAAUGUUCAUUGCAGAUGGAAAACGGCAGUGAUGUUUCUUCGAUCUCCAAUGAAGCUGCAGCUGCAGAAGUAAAACCAUCCUGCACACUCUCGCCUGAAAGUUCAUUAGACUUGAAGAGUGUAAGUGAGGUCGUUUAAUUUCCUUUAGAAAUAGAGACUGUGACAGAUCACUCAUGCCUCACUCAGACUGAAUUGCAGGCCGACAGUUCAAAUAUUUUUGAGUGAUGGCUUGAUGGUAACGAAAUCCCCUUGUACAUUGUAAAUUAAAAAUAUCUGCCUCGACUCCAAAGUGCUAAUUUAGCCUUCAAGCACAAGGUCUGAUAGAGCCAUUUGAGUAUAAUCAAGGCCACGUUGGGGCUCUUUCGAAACUAUGAAUCUGCAGCUUUAAAUUUGCAAAAAUACAUACAAACAAACUACACCCACCCUUGUAUCAUGUUUAAAAGUUGUUCUAGGAACUACUUUGUUUUAAUAUGUAUUUUUGUGCCUUCAGGUUGAAAUGUAUGCAGCUGAAUGCCCAGAUCCCAACGAUGAUAUUAUUGGAAAGAAGACUAUGCCAAACAGAGAAUUCGGACUAACUUGGUAAGACUUUCCCCUAACAGAAUGCUAAGAGGGAGUGAUCUAUUUCUUGAUCCCUCACAAUAUUAAUCCCGGCGAAAUUCAAGAUUACAGUACGAAGUCUUUAGUAUUAAGUGCGCUGAAGUAUUGUACUGAAUUUGAGCCUCUUGUUUUUUGAGCUUUGGUUGAAACGUAUUUAGACAAGCUGGAAUCGAACCAAUGUUUGUAACCUUUGCUUGGUGUCUUCUAUAUUCCAGCACCACAGCGCAAGUUAAUAGCCAAUAUGUUUUAAAAAAGUUGUUGGAAUUUACCUUGUGUUGUGUUGCUGGCUUCAGCGUUUUAACUGCAUGACGCGGGAUUUGAAACAAAGGAUUUCAGCGGAAUGGAUCUUGGGUAUAAAUUACUGUAGUUGCACUCGGCCUAGGAUGGUAAUCAUGCAUGAGAACUUUACAAGGUGUUUCAUGAUAUGGACUUUAAAAAUUCCGGUUCUUUGGGAAGUAAAUAAAUAAAACGUUAUGGCAUAACAGCCCGUUGACAUAAUUGUGUUCUCUAAAUUAGGCUUAGUUUAUACUGAUAUAUAAAUAGACGAAGACAAACAGGACAAAUACGCGCUUGAAAGUCGCGAGCUUCCAACUAGAAAGUUUGUAUGUAAACAGGAGGAAAACUGGAACUUGGUGGUUACCGUUACCUGUGGUCUUUUUUAUAUUUCAGCAUUGCAGGAAAAGUCGACCAACAUGUCUUAAACGCUGAAGCGGUCGAAUUUAUCCCACGCUUUUCAACAACUAGCGGUUUUGUAACAGACACGUUUGCCAAACCGGCGCAUAGGUAUGUUUUAUAUUUCAUUUCUAUAGCACACGUGGCAAGUUACUCAUUUAUGAGAGCUAACUGAGAUAUCAGUCACAAAAAUAUGUGCGUGUAAACCAAACGAAAAGUUCUUUGGUCCUUAAGGAUCGUCUUACCACCAUGUACAUGUAAACAGCCAUUCUGAGAUUCACCCAACUCGUAUAGGUCACUGAAAAACAGUGACCUCGUUUUUAAAAGCUAUCCCUAUGAAAAGCCUGCUAAGUAUCGCACUAGCUCAACUGCAACCAACUGCUUCAGGUUUUUCCUAACAGAACGUAGACGAAUCUGUUAAGUCUCUUGGCUGCUUUCCAGCCUCGCAAGCCUAAAUCGAGGUGUCCUACAGUGAUUCAUUUUAGGCCUUCUUCUCUUUUCACACUUGCCUGUGAUCAUUUAAGUUAGGAAAAACCAAUAAAAGAGUAAACUAGAAGCUUGAUCUCUUUUGAGUAUUGGCCUGCUUUUCUUUGCUGUUAAUUUGCAAAGCAAACUGGAUCUUGCUUUUUAUUGUCGUCUGUCGUCUUUUAUAUUUUUCAGAAUUGCAGGACAAGUUGACCAACACCACCAUGUUUUAAACCCUGACGCGGAUGAAUUCAUCCCCUGUUUUCAAGCAACUCGCGCAUUUGAAACAAAAGUUUUUGGCAAACUGGAGCUUGGGUAUAAAUCAUACUUUGCAUUUCUAUUGCGCAUUUAUUUAAAAAGGAUGUUAAUCAUUUGUGAGAACUAAUUGGGCAAUGUUAGGUACAGAUGAUAGUCUACGGGUCCUUUUAAGAAGCCCCAUUAUAACUUCAUAGCAUAUUAACCUGACUCACUUGUAGUGAGCCUUGGCCUGUUUUUCUUUGACUUUGAACGUAACAGGACUCCAGGUAAACAGGAAGGUGUUGGUUACCGUUGUCUGUCGUCUUUUUUAAUAUUUCAGCAUUGCUGGACAGGGCGACCAACGUCAUAUAUUGAACCCUGAAGCCGAUACAUUUAAACCACGCUUUCAAGCAACGGGGGGAAUUCAAACAGACGAUUUUGACAGAACGGAAUUUGGGUAUGUAUUUAUUUUAUUUCUAUAUUGUGCACUUAGGAAGAGUAUCAUUUAGGAGAACUAAGAAAAGAAGAAUAUGCGCCGGAGUAACGUUCGUUACUUUCCCACUAGAAUGAUGUGAAGUAACACAAAUGAGAAGUUAUUCCGCCUUCUACGAUCUUCUUCCAGUCCACUUCUUUUCAGCCAGUUUUUAUAGAGCUUUAUAGCAACAUGGACAUGCCCAGUAAAACAAGCGACAGCGCCCCAGUGAAACGCUCAAAUUUAGAACUGAUGUAGCUGAUAAUCGCUAGGUUAACUUAGGAAAUCUUUUUUCCCACAGAAUUCCUGGAGGAAGGCAUUCUUUGAACGUUUUUGCGAAGGACUUUGUCCCUGCCGAUUUUCAGGUUAGUAUAUUUUCAGAAAUGAUAUGACCUAAUCAACACAAGAUAUUAAAUGAAAUUUCCUUUUUGGCUCAGAAAUGCCAUUAGAGCAGCUCUCUGGAGAUUCCGUCAAAAACGCAUCAUCUCUCUUUUUGAAACCUCCCACCAAAAAAGAACAAUACCGUUUGACUGGCUGUGCAUCCUGCAAUAGUUUUAUUUAAAGUAUAGCUAAUUUCUACAUUGAAAGACAUUACAACCACGAGAAUAUAAGCAUUUUUUCCAAACUUAGUAAGAAAAGAACAAAACAACAGCCCAAACGUACUUGCACCUCCACCAGGAUCAAGUAAUGGUUCUUUGUCGUAACAAUAAACCGAGUAUAUGUCUUUAUACAUGCUACUACUCUAAUAGGAUAAACGAAUAUUUAAAACUUUAUCAUGACAAGAUGAUAACAAAAAAGGUUUGUUUUCACUUUCGUACUCUCAAGAAAAAUAAUUUCGAACGAACACCUAUAUCGACCGGAUCCUACUUAUUACAUUCUCCAUUCUAACGUUUUGUGAUUACAGAACAGAGCAAGUGCCUCCAUGGUUGUUCCCCCCGAGUACGAUGUGGCCCCCAUAGCAGCUCCAGCCCUGCCACACCCUGUCAGACCACGACGUCGAGCCAGACGUCAGAAUAAUCCAUCUGUGUUAAAUCAUCCCCAGAAUCUACAGCCAAGAGGUAUUUAG